AUGUGGGGAACCGAGGCAAUCGUCACUUCACCAUUGCUGCAGGUGGGACUACGAAGACGCUGGAUAACCCUGCCCUGCGGACCUGAGCUCCGCCCCGCGCCCCUCUCUCGCUCACCGGGGGUCCCUUGUUGCACCACCUGGAGCCCGGAGGCGGCGGAUGACCCCUCUGCUGUCCAAGGGGGCGAGGGAGGGACGGUCCCCGUGAGAGCUAAGCAGUUGCGGGCAGAGCACACGGAGGGGUUGCUUAGGAGCCGGGGCACCGAGGGGGCAGGCCGAGGGGGCGUGCAGGCGUCGGAGACGGGAAAGGACGACGACAUCCGGGCGAGGACAGCCACCCCGGCUCUGAAGAUGCCCGAGGACCGGGGGGCGCUGGAGAGUCCCCGGGAGGGGGGCCUGUCAGGGCCCAUGGAGUCACCAGGGUCUCCGGGACUCCGUCGGGGCUCCGUGCGCGCCAGCGUCCCGCAGAAGCUGGCCGAGGCGCUGAGCAGCCAGUAUGGGCUGAACGUGUUUGUGGCCGGGCUGCUGCUGCUGCUGGCUUGGGCCGUGCACGCGGCGGGCGUGGGCAAGCUCGCCCUACUCUGCGUUCUCACCGCGCUCAUGCUGUUGCAGCUGCUCUGGAUGCUCUGGUACAUGGGCCGCAGCGCAGCGCAGCGCCGCCUCAUCAGCCCCAAGGAUACGCACGCCGGCGCGCGCUGGCUCCGCGGUAGCAUCACACUCUUUGCAGCCAUCACUAUCAUCCUAGGAUGCUUUAAAAUCGGAUACUUCGUGGGAUUUUCGGAAUGUUUGUCAGUCACGGAAGGCGUUUUCCCUGUAACACACGCAGUGCAUACUUUCUUGCAGGUGUAUUUCCUUUGGGGACACGCAAAGGAUGUCAUCCAGUCCUUCAAGACACUUGAGAGGUUUGGGGUGAUCCACUCGGUGUUCACAAACCUGCUUCUCUGGGCCAACAGCGUCCUGAACGAAUCAAAGCAUCAACUGAAUGAGCACAAGGAACGGCUCAUCACCCUGGGCUUCGGGAACAUAACGAUAGUCCUAGACGACCACACCCCCCAGUGUAACUGCACGCCCCCGACUCUCUGCUCGGCCAUCUCACACAGCAUCUACUACCUGUACCCCUUCAACAUAGAGUACCAGAUCCUGGCCUCUACGAUGCUCUAUGUCCUGUGGAAGAACAUCGGACGCAAAGUUGACAGCCAUCAGCAUCCGAAGAUGCAGUUCAAAUUUAAUGGGGUCAUGGUGGGCUCGGUCCUGGGCCUGACCGUGCUGGCCACCACCAUUGGGGUUGUGGUGGUGUACCUGGUUCAGAUCGGACGGUCCAAGACGAAGAGCGAGUUGGCGCUCCUCAUGUUCUACCUGUAUGCCAUCUCCCUGCUUGUGCUCAUGGGGGCCGCGGGGCUGGCCGGCAUCUGGAUCCACAGGAUCAAUGAAAAAUCCCUUGAUGAGUCCAAGAACCCAGCCCGCAAGCUGGACGUGGACCUCUUGGUGGGCACGGCCUCCGGCUCCUGGCUCAUUUCCUGGGGUUCCAUCUUGGCCACCCUCUGUGCACAGACCUGUCCCCCCCACACCUGGUACAACCUGCCCUACUCCAUCCUGGUGAUUGUAGAGAAGUACAUCCAGAACCUCUUCAUCAUCGAGUCCAUCCACCGGGAACCCGACAAGCUCUCGGAGGGCAUCAGGACCCUUCGGGUGGUCACCGUCUGCAAUGGCGACCCCACCUCCUUGGCUCCUUCCUGCCUCAAGAGUGCAAGUGUGGCCGGGGAGGUGGCUCCCCAUGAUGGGCAGAUGCUACAUGCUGUCAAUGGAAACCUGUGUCUGAGAGAAGGUGGUGACAAGGAGGAAGAGGAGGGGAGUGUGGAAGGGACCCUGGGCCCAGCCUGUCACCCCCACCUCUUGCAGGGCUGCACAGAGAGGAAGGUCCUCAGGAACAUCACAGCCUUUUUGUUCCUCUGCAACAUCUCGCUUUGGAUACCCCCCGCUUUUGGCUGCCGCCCAGAGUACGACAAUGGAUUGGAAGAGAUUGUCUUUGGCUUUGAACCUUGGAUAAUUGUGGUCAACCUGGCCAUGCCCUUUUCUAUUUUCUACCGAAUGCACGCAGCUGCCUCCCUCUUUGAGGUCUAUUGUAAGAUUUAG
Messenger RNA from Chrysochloris asiatica (Cape golden mole), 2130 nucleotides. Its product is annotated as otopetrin-1-like. Gene Ontology annotation, cellular component: membrane. Gene Ontology annotation, molecular function: proton channel activity. The coding region runs from base 1 to 2130 and encodes 709 amino acids. The record is from RefSeq and is a predicted model, not a curated record. The transcript has 8 exons. Gene Ontology annotation, biological process: proton transmembrane transport; inner ear morphogenesis. NCBI's taxonomy places the organism in Eukaryota, Metazoa, Chordata, Mammalia, Afrosoricida, Chrysochloridae.